Messenger RNA from Closterium sp. NIES-67, 819 nucleotides. Lineage: Eukaryota; Viridiplantae; Streptophyta; Zygnematophyceae; Desmidiales; Closteriaceae. The record is from the annotation of a GenBank genome assembly.
CGUCGCUCACAUACCUUAACCUCUGUUCAACGAACCUGGCAGGCACUAUCCCAACCACCAUCACCAAACUGAGAAACUUAUCCCACCUUGACCUUCAUAUUCCAACACUCUCUGGCUCUAUCCCUGCUACCAUGGGCUCCAUGCUCAAUCUGCAGACUCUCUACGUGCACCUCACUGCGACGCCGUGCGGUGCUGGGCGGUGCGAGGUGGUGCAGUACUCAGGCACAGCCUUCUGCCGCGCCUGCUCGAACUUCUGCAACACGUGCACCAAGGUAGCACGCGCCCCUCCAGAGUGCAAGAAGAAGCGCCGUCUGUGCUCGAGCAACUCCUGCCCUGGGCGCAUCUGCAUUCCGUUCAUUCGCAGCUGCAAGGGCUACAAGUGCAUCUGACUCGCUGGCAAGGGGCCAGCUAGAGUGGCGAGGGCUACUGGUGCACAGACAUGAUAACUGUACGUGAUUCCAUAAUAAGGUGUCACAUAACUGGGACGAGGGAGUGUUCCCAUGUUCGGGUGAGGCGGUUGUGGGAACCAGUUCAUUGCAGCAGAAGCUGAGGAGGCGGUGAGGGCGAAAUGAUGGAUGGCGAGAGGGUUGUGUUGGCGCCAGGUGGCAAGACAUUUUGUGUACAGCGCUUUGUUUUGCUGGACUGCGUGGUGGGCUGAGUAGCGACUUGUAGAAUGUAAUUCAGCUAUGGUUUGGUUGUCCGAUGUGUGCAUGCUUGCUGUGUAGUGUUGCGGUGUAUCUGCAUAUAUAUACAUUCCUGCUAGUUUUGCAGUUAGCGUAGUUCGCGUGAACUGUGAAUAUCAGAAAGAUGCCGCCAGUU